Messenger RNA from Caenorhabditis elegans, 1117 nucleotides. RefSeq names its product Serpentine Receptor, class H (gene srh-50). The record is from RefSeq and is marked reviewed. The transcript has 3 exons. Bases 62 to 1084 code for a protein of 340 amino acids. Lineage: Eukaryota; Metazoa; Nematoda; Chromadorea; Rhabditida; Rhabditidae.
CCAUACAAACUUGCAUUUUUAUCAGUCCUAUUUUACGCGCAUGUCUUCAACUUUUUGAAAUAUGAAUGAAUAUUACACUACAAACUACACAAAAUGUAACUCAUCUUUUACAAUAUUCGCAACUCCAGAAUUUCUAUCAAUAAGUUCCAAAAUAGAGUUCUCAAUUAUUUUGCCCAUUAAUUUUUUGGGAUUUUAUUGCAUUAUUUUUCAUUCUCCUAAAUAUAUGACCACGUUCAAAUGGCAUUUAUUUCAUCUACAAUUUUGGUUCUUAAUGCUAACAACUUUCUAUUCGCUUCUCACUACGCCAUUUCAAUUCUAUCCUGCACAAGUUCGAUGUUAUAUUGGAUUAUUCAAGUAUCUUGACAUAAGUUCUCAAUAUCAAAUGUGUAUUGUUCAUUUUGUAUACAGUGGAAUUGCAACUGCAGCAAUUGCACUUUUUGAGAAUCGUCAUAAACACUUGGUCCCCUCAACAGAUGUGUUUUAUCAAAUAAGGGAUCAACACAGGAUAUUGAUCGGCAUUUUCAAUUUUUUCGCGGGGGCUACAAAUUCAAUUCCUGUAUUGCUUCAGGAAGAGUCACAAGAGCUUUUAAAAUUGAAAUACUUAGAAAUACUUCCAUGUCCAAUAGAUUUGUAUUUCAAUUCAUGUUCAUUCGCGGUAGUCAAACAAUUUGACAUUUGGAGUGGUUUGGCUUAUUUCACAAAUAUUAUGAUAGCCAUUGAAAUUAUUUUCCUGAUUGUUCACAGUUUUAUAUAUCUUCGCAAAAGUCAGAUGGUUUCCACGUUUUCUGUCCGAACAAAACAACUACAAAAAGCUUUCUUUAAAGCCGCACUUGCUCAGGCUUCAUCUCCGAUUCUUGUACUCGCAGUUCCUGUAUUUUUAGUUGCAUAUGUGAAUUCAACCAGAUACUAUUUACAAGGAUUAAUCAAUGUUUGCAUUUUAUUUAUAUCGGCAAAUAGUGCUAUAUCAACAUUUUCUCUUCUGCUGUUCAAUUCUCCAUACAGAAUAUUCUUUAAAAAUCUGUUAAUUUCGCGAUCUACACCAGAUAUAUUUAACAGUAGAGUUGCAGUGAUUUCAAGUUUAUAGUCAUGUUUUUUAAAGCAAUAAAGUAUCUAUUUA